CAUUCAGUAAGUCAUACAGACAGGUCCAUUGUUCCAGAAUCUUUUUUAUCAACUCCACCAUCAUAACCAAUAGUGAUUGCUAUGUCUGUUCUCCAGACUACUGUGUUGACCCUGUUGGGGCUGUGGGGGGCCUGGAUCCCCCCUGUCCUGCCCUCCUGCACCACAGGCCAACCAGUAGAGUGCAGUGCUGCCCAGUCAGCUCCCGGGACCAACCUGGCUGGUGAGGGUUUUGAUGUGGUCACCAUGGAGCGCAAGCAGGCCUAUGUGGUGGAUGUGGAUAACUGGAGGAAGACCCAGAACGGGACCUGUACACUCUGUGUUAACCCUUUCAUGAAGGGACAGACUCAGAGGCUCCCAGCGGCUGUGGUGUACUGGAGACCCUCACACCAAUGUCACAUAGAGAUAUCCAGCACGGUCUACGACUCCAGUGAGGCAUUUGUGAGCAACAGUCAAACAGAGGUAGAUGAUAGUUGGAAGAUUGGUCUGAACAUUUGGACCCCCCAGGCAAAGGAGUCAGUCGUGGUGGGGGGUACCCACUCCAGAGCUGCUAAGACAGUCAUGGAGCAGUCUAAGCAGGAUAAUUACCAGUUGAUUGAGGACCCUCCCCUAAAUCCUGAGUUUUCUCGCUCCCUGGGUCUCCUGCCUCCCCUCUACAACACCCAGUCCAAGGCUGAAUACACCCGUUUCCUUGCCACCUUUGGCACCCACUACAUCAGGAAGGUUCACCUGGGGGGGCGGGUGAAGAGUGUCACCUCCCUGAGAGUGUGUGAGGCGUCCCUGAAGGGUUACAAGGAGAAUGAGGUCAAGGACUGUCUGGAAGCUGAGGCCUCUGUUGGCACUAGUACUGGAUCAGCCGAAGUCAGAACAGAGACCAAGUUCUGCAAGAAGGACCUUAAAAGUCGUCACACCAAAGAGAGUUUCAGCAGCAUGUUUAAUGACAGGUUUACUGAGGUGGUGGGGGGACAGACGGAUGGAGCAACUGACCUGCUCUUCUCCAGGACGGGUGGAACCUCCAAGGGCUUCUCUGAUUGGGCAAGAACCCUGAAAACUGUUCCAGACAUCAUCAAUUACUCCCUCCACCCCCUCCACCUACUGGUGAAACGAACCAAGAAGAGGGCAGGGCUGAAGAAAGCAGUGGAGGACUACAUCCUGGAACACGCCCUGGUCAAGCACUGCUCUGGGAAGUGUAAGAGUGGCUCCAACCCCAGUGCCCAUGACUCCUGCCAGUGUGUGUGUCAGGCCAGCAAGGAGAUGACCAACCAGUGCUGCCCGCAGGAGAAAGGCCUGGCCCGACUAACGGUCACCAUAAAGUACGCCAAGGACCUUUACGGGGACACUAUGUCACAGACUGACGGCUUUGUCAAGGUGUUCAUGGGUAAUGAUGCCAAGCAGACUGGUGUGAUCAACAACAAUGACAACCCCAGGUGGAACGCAGUCUUUGACUUUGGCACUGUCAAGCUCACCCUGGGCAAUGAGCUCAAGUUUGAUGUUUACGACGAAGACACCACCUUGUACAAGACGUCGUUUGAACUUUUAGGGGAGUGCAUCAUUCGACCUGUCAAAGAGGGGUCUUAUAACAAUGAAAUGUGUCCUCUAAAUCGUGGCAACUUGUUCUACUCCUACAUGGUUGAAUGUGCCCCAGGACUUGGGGGCCCAACCUGUGGGGAGUACAUCGCCUCUCCAAUGAACUCUGACCUUUCUGGCAUCUACACCUCCCGUAACGCGCUGAACAUGACCCAGGAUCUACUGGCUCACAUCAGGAUGGGCCGGCCCCCAGUAGACCCGUUGGCCUUCACGAUGAAGCAGAAAGCAAAUGAUCACCCUCGUCUCUCUGCCCUCAAUGAGCUGUGA
This is a messenger RNA of Esox lucius (northern pike), 1851 nucleotides long. Its product is annotated as perforin-1-like. NCBI's taxonomy places the organism in Eukaryota, Metazoa, Chordata, Actinopteri, Esociformes, Esocidae. Gene Ontology annotation, biological process: immune response. The transcript has 7 exons. The record is from RefSeq and is a predicted model, not a curated record. Gene Ontology annotation, cellular component: membrane attack complex. Bases 82 to 1851 code for a protein of 589 amino acids.